This is a messenger RNA of Closterium sp. NIES-67, 2371 nucleotides long. The record is from the annotation of a GenBank genome assembly. Lineage: Eukaryota; Viridiplantae; Streptophyta; Zygnematophyceae; Desmidiales; Closteriaceae.
CGUCUCAACGGACUACAUAUUCCUUCCCUUUCUCCGAUCUCCCAUCUCCGUUUCUCCGGUUUCCUGAUCCAUUCUUCGAUCGAUCUGGACUGGAGUCAGACCUGCCUUAGCAGCAAAACCGUGCCUACGCUGUGUAUUGCCAAGGCGUCACUCCGAGGCCUGUUUCGUCACUCUUCUUUGAAGGAAGUUCGCGUCUUGUGUUGUAAGGGCGAGAGGGCAGCAUGGCGCCUUCUGACGCCAAGAAGGAGCGAGCUGCGGCCAAGAAGGCCGCUGCGGCCGCGAAGAAAGCCGCCAAGGGCAAAUCGCCUUCCGUCAGUGCGAGCAAUUCAGAGAAGGAUCUAAAGUCCCUCGACGAUCACGACAGAUCUUGCACUGGAGUUCUCGCCUCGCAUGCUCUGUCACGAGAUAUACACGUCGUUGGGUUCUCGCUCAACUUCCACGGUCACGAGCUGGUCUCAGACACAACCCUCGAGCUCAACUACGGAAGGCGGUACGGGCUGCUGGGGCUGAACGGGUGCGGCAAGUCGACGCUGCUGAAGGCGAUCGGGAACCGCGAGGUGCCGGUGCAGGACCACAUGGAUAUCUACUUCCUCUCGCACGAGAUCGAGGCCACCGACAUGAGCGCGCUGCAGGCCGUCAUCUGCGUCGACGAGGAGCGCCUCAAGCUCGAGAAGGAGGCUGAGGAGCUCGCUGAGAUGGAGGGCGCGGCGGACCAGCUGGAGCGCAUCUACGAGCGGCUGGACGCGAUGGAUUCCGCCACCGCGGAGGUGCGCGCGGCGCAGAUCCUGCACGGGCUGGGGUUCACCAAGGCCAUGCAGCAGAAGAAGACGCGCGACUUCUCCGGCGGCUGGCGAAUGCGCAUUGCGCUCGCGCGCGCGCUGUUCAUGCAGCCGACGGUGCUGCUGCUGGACGAACCCACCAACCAUCUAGAUCUGGAGGCGUGCGUGUGGCUGGAGGACACGCUCAAGGACUUCGACCGCAUUCUGGUGGUGGUGUCGCACUCGCAGGACUUCCUCAACGGCGUGUGUACCAACAUCAUUCACAUGCAGAACAAGAAGCUCAAGUUCUACACCGGCAACUACGACCAGUACGUGCAGACGCGGUCGGAGCUGGAGGAGAACCAGAUGAAGCAGUGGAAGUGGGAGCAGGAGCAGAUCUCCAACAUGAAAGAGUACAUCGCCAGGUUCGGGCACGGCUCGGCGAAACUGGCUCGGCAGGCCCAGAGCAAGGAGAAGACCCUCGCGAAAAUGGAGCGCGGCGGGCUGACGGAAAAGGUCCAGAGGGACAAUGUGCUGACGUUUAGGUUCACGGAUGUGGGGAAGCUGCCGCCGCCGGUGCUGCAGUUUUCGGAGGUGUCGUUUCAGUACGAUCCCGCGCACGUGAUCUACGAGAAGGUGGACUUCGGCGUGGAUUUGGACUCGCGGAUUGCUCUGGUGGGGCCGAACGGCGCGGGCAAGUCGACUCUGCUGAAGCUGAUGACGGGCGACCUGCAGCCGACUGAGGGCGCGGUGAAGAGGCACAACCACCUGCGCAUCGGGCAGUAUCACCAGCACUUGGGCGAGAAACUGGACCUGGACAAGAGCGCUCUAGCAUGGAUGAUGUCGGAAUACCCCGGAUUGGAGGAGGAGAAGAUGCGGGCAGCCAUCGGAAGAUUUGGGCUGACUGGGAAGUGCCAGAUCAUGCCGAUGCGGAACCUUUCGGAUGGGCAGCGGUCUCGGAUUCUGUUUGCGUGGCUGGCGUGGCGGCAGCCGCAGAUGCUGCUGCUGGAUGAGCCGACCAACCAUCUGGACAUUGAGACCAUUGACUCGCUGGCCGAGGCGCUGAAUGAGUGGGAUGGCGGCAUGGUGCUUGUCUCUCACGACUUCAGACUGAUCAACCAGGUUGCCAAGGAGAUCUGGGUGUGUGAGAACCGCACAUUGACGCGGUGGGAGGGCGACAUUGUGGCAUUCAAGGAGCACCUGCGGCGCAAGGCCAACAUCGACUAGACCUGCACCUCACGUUGUGCCCAAGAUUGAGGUUAUGGUGGCAUGAGACGAGCCUCUCCAGGGCUUGGGAGUUGGAGAAGAGUCCGCUUCAGAUGAGACAAAUUGGUGCUUUCUGGCAUGGCAUACACGAUUGCCUCCGUUGUGAUGCGCCUGACCACCUUCGUGAAGGUUCCACAAGUUUUUAUGCGAAUACGUUAGUUUCUUCGGCCUGCAUGGUCCUGCCCUGCAAGUGGCCAGUCAACCUGCCGGUGCAGCCCGUUCCUAGGGUGUUGUGCUGUGCCCUCUGAUUUUUGCUAUUGCCCAUGUGCAAUUCUUACAAUACCUUCUGAAACAUCACCUUGGGUGUACCCUUUAUUACUUUGUCAAAAACAUCUUCAGGAGGAGAC